UUCCGCUAAUGGCCGGAACCUUCCACUGGUGUGUCACGUGUAAUCUGCUUGUAACCUGCGGGAGAUGGGAUUUGCUAAACAUCUAAUCAGCGCUUCUCGGUAGAGUCGCCGUCGUUGUGGUUCGUCGUCGUCGUCGUCCUCCCCAUUCGUCGUCGACUUGAGAACCAUCAAUAAUUAUUCCGUUCACCAGUGCGGGCGGCGGCGUUGGGUAAGGCCCGGGAUGGCGUCGCGAAAAGUACAUCGAUAGGGCGUAGACGGCGAGCAAAUUCAGAUCGCAUGACUGUGCCACUCGAGAUAACAUGACGCUGCGUUUUAUGAGCAGAGUGACAUGGCAAUUCUUUUUUCGUAGCUUGUUUGCAAUCGUUCAUCUUUCUUGCAUCUGCAUCUGCACGUAACCCUUUGACCUACUCCACGUCAAAAACGAUGGCUGCAACUGGCGAUAUCGGUCUGAUCGGCUUGGCCGUUAUGGGUCAAAACCUUAUCUUGAAUAUGGCGGACCAUGGUUACAAUGUGGUUGCGUACAACCGGACAACAAGCAAGGUGGACGAGUUCUUGGAUAAUGAAGCCAAAGGGAAGCCCAUUCAAGGUGCUCACAGCAUUCAAGAACUCUGCGCCAAGCUCCAGAAACCCCGCAAGGUCAUGAUGCUGGUCAAGGCUGGAAAGCCAGUUGACGACUUUAUCGAGCAGCUUCUUCCCCAUCUCGAGCAGGGAGAUUUGAUCAUUGAUGGUGGUAACUCCCACUAUGCUGAUACCAACCGCCGUUGCCAGUACCUUCAAGAGAAGGGUUUCCUGUUUGUGGGAACUGGUGUGUCUGGUGGUGAAGAGGGUGCCCGAUAUGGCCCAAGUUUGAUGCCUGGUGGUACUCCCGCCGCGUGGCCGUUGAUAAAAAACAUCUUCCAGGACGUUGCUGCAAAGACCGAGGAAGGUGAACCUUGCUGUGACUGGGUUGGUGAAGGAGGUUCAGGACACUACGUCAAGAUGGUCCACAACGGUAUCGAAUACGGCGACAUGCAAAUUUUGGCUGAGGCCUACGACAUCAUGAAGAAUGUGCUGAAGAUGAACUACGAUGAAAUGGCACAAACGUUCCAAAACUGGAACAAGACAGAGCUCGACUCAUUUUUGGUGGAGAUUACAGCAAAAGUCUUGGCCUUCAAGGAUGAAGACGGGAAGCCCUUGGUUGAGAAGAUUCGGGAUGCUGCAGGACAGAAAGGAACCGGUAAAUGGACCGCCAUUUCAGCCCUGGACCUCGGUAUUCCCGUCACCCUUGUUAGCGAAGCCGUCUUUGCCCGAUGCUUGUCUGCUGUCAAGGACGAGCGUGUCCAGGCCAGCAAGAUUCUGAAGGGCCCUGAGGGCGUUCAGUUUUCCGGUGAUAAGAAUGCCUUCUUGGAAGACAUCCGCCAAGCUCUGUAUGCCGCCAAGAUUGUGUCCUAUGCGCAAGGUUUCAUGGAAUUGCGUGCAGCCGGAAAAGAGUUCCACUGGAACUUGAACUUUGGUGGUAUUGCGUUGAUGUGGCGUGGUGGAUGCAUCAUCAGAAGUGCAUUCCUUCGGGAUAUCAACAACGCGUUCAAGUCCAACCCCAAUCUUCUCAACUUGUUGCUGGACCCUUUCUUCACCAAGGCCAUCCACCGCGCACUUCCCCACUACCGUCGUGUCGCAUCCCAAGCCCAAUUGCUUGGUGUGCCUGUUCCCGCCUUGACAUCAGCUCUUUCCUUCUACGAUGGUUACCGUUCGGCCAGACUUCCUGCUAACCUUAUCCAAGCACAGCGGGACUUCUUUGGUGCGCACACGUUUGAGUUGGAGGACAAGCCUGGUACUUGGAUCCACGCCAACUGGACCGGUCACGGUGGACGUGUUGCCUCCUCCACUUACAACGCUUAAAUAAAGCGGUGUAUUGUACAGUUUUCAAUUGUGAUGUAGCACAUAUCGAUGUCGGGAGCUUUUACAUGAUAUGAAUUAUACGAGCUAUUUUGGUUACAGUUGGA
This is a messenger RNA of Spizellomyces punctatus DAOM BR117, 1982 nucleotides long. RefSeq names its product 6-phosphogluconate dehydrogenase, decarboxylating, variant. Bases 424 to 1878 code for a protein of 484 amino acids. Gene Ontology annotation, biological process: pentose-phosphate shunt; pentose-phosphate shunt, oxidative branch. The transcript has 9 exons. Gene Ontology annotation, cellular component: cytosol. Lineage: Eukaryota; Fungi; Chytridiomycota; Chytridiomycetes; Spizellomycetales; Spizellomycetaceae. Gene Ontology annotation, molecular function: NADP binding; phosphogluconate dehydrogenase (decarboxylating) activity. The record is from RefSeq and is a predicted model, not a curated record.